Coregonus sp. 'balchen' is the source of this 518-nucleotide messenger RNA. NCBI's taxonomy places the organism in Eukaryota, Metazoa, Chordata, Actinopteri, Salmoniformes, Salmonidae. The record is from the annotation of a GenBank genome assembly.
AUGGACUUCACUACCAGCGCCAUCUGCCGGUGACACCACCUUUGCAAAGAGAAGGCUUCAAUAACGCUCAAGCAGUUGUUGAUGACUGUGGGGGAUUGAGCGCCCUCGCUGGCCUCAUUUUAUACACCAGUGACCUGUAAUUUUGGCGCACUCCUCCUCUCUUUCUCUUAGGCCCUGGUGGAGCAGUGUGAUGGCUCCAUUCCCUGUGUCUGCUGCUGCUCUGUGCCCUGCCCCUGUGUGUUCCUGUCUGGGGGGCCACGGUAAAGGUGUUUGAUGAAGAGUAUGGCUGGUCCGUGCAGAGGGUCCCGUUGAUUCUGGACAGGCACACAGUGCAUCUGCGGACCCCCACGUUUGGUGGGAAGACUGAGGGGCAGGUGGGAUAAGGAGGGGGGGGUGGGAUAGAGUGUCAGAGCGCCCUCCCCCCUCCCGACUGGGCUGCGCUGGAGAGCAUGCUGGGAUACGAGACGGUGUACGAGAAUGGCACGCGCACACAAACUGACGUCACGCUGCAGGCCUGA